Planococcus citri (citrus mealybug) is the source of this 1369-nucleotide messenger RNA. RefSeq lists its product as uncharacterized. Bases 374 to 1219 code for a protein of 281 amino acids. Gene Ontology annotation, molecular function: acyltransferase activity, transferring groups other than amino-acyl groups. The record is from RefSeq and is a predicted model, not a curated record. NCBI's taxonomy places the organism in Eukaryota, Metazoa, Arthropoda, Insecta, Hemiptera, Pseudococcidae. The transcript is spliced from 6 exons.
CGGAUAGGUAAGUGAUAACGAUUAGUCGAUGAUGUAAUCAAUUUUCUUAAUUGGUUCUGCGUUGUGUUCGCGAUUUUAUUUGCAGAUUAUUUUCACAAUGUUUUAACGUGAUAAAUGAUAAUAUAUUUGUAAAAUAUAGUAGAGCAACGGAGAUUUGACAAUUGGUGCAUAUCAGUUUAGGGCAGUCUCUGAUACAGUGUAGAUGUACCUAUAACUGAGAACUAUCGCGAACCGGUUUCAAAACAUCGUUAUCUACUGCUGAAGAUUAAGGUAUACUAAUUUGUUUCUGUGUGAUUUACAUUCUGUAAUUGAGUUAGGUACUCAUUUUUUUUUUUCAGAAAAUAACGCGCAAGUACUUAUCAAUCAAUGCAAAAUGCUGAUUGAUAUACCUGUCGAAGAAAUUUCAAAUUUCCUUCAUGUUUUAAAAAAGGAACUGCCGCAGUCAUUGUUUGCAAUCAACUUUAUCGAAACUUGCAAUAAAUGGAAGCAAAAAAAUGACCAAUUACAAAUCUCCUUGUUGUAUACUGAACGCAGCAUGGAAUCCGGUGUGUUUAUUGGAAUCAUGAGAUCAGGUUGCAACGGAAUAUUAGUUACUUUCUAUGCAUUCGAUAGUCACGAAAAUGAUCUGGAAACAUCUCUAAAGCAUGCACCAGUGGAUUGGAAAAAUGUGACCGCGUUUGAAUGUAUUAUCGAAAAACACAUACCCACAGUUGAAAAGCUGAUAUCUGAUCAAUGUGUAAAAAUGCGUUUUUAUCCACUCACUAUGGUCUCAAUGCCCAAAGAGGAUGCUUUAAAACUUGAAAUAAUAUGCCCAGAUGAAGUUGAAUUGGCACCAUUAAGAGAACAACAUAUUGAUGAAAUUUAUAAAGUAUGGCUUAUGAAGGAUACAUUCCACAUCGACACCUUGAGAAAUAGCCUACGUUAUAACGACGAAGCAGCAUAUGGAGUAUUCUGCAAAACCUCAGGCGAACUACUAACUAGAUGUCUCAGAUCCCAUUCUGGUUUCUUGAUAGCUUUACAAACAGUGGAAAAGGCCCAUAAUAAAGGAUAUGCUAGACUGUUACUGAAAUAUGUCGCUAAGAAUAUGGCUGAAAGGGAUAUAUUACCUUGUAGUUAUACGGCUGAUUUUAAUCAAACUGCGUUGCACGUGUUUCAAUCAACAGGAUAUAAGGAGAUGUGCAAAAUGAGAAAUUAUUGUUUAGCAGAAUAUUAUACAUGAAAAUAUAUACCUAUUCUGAAUGUAGUAGCAUUGCGCAAAUCAUGUAUUAAUUGAAUAAGUAUACAAUGUAAUGCAUUUAAAGGGUUUUUUUCAUGUUUCUAGGUACGCAAUUGAAGCAAACCAAGGAAAUAAAUAAAUAACCACAACGUA